This is a messenger RNA of Conger conger (European conger), 6109 nucleotides long. It is a transcript of the gene tinagl1, whose product is annotated as tubulointerstitial nephritis antigen-like 1. NCBI's taxonomy places the organism in Eukaryota, Metazoa, Chordata, Actinopteri, Anguilliformes, Congridae. Gene Ontology annotation, molecular function: peptidase inhibitor activity; cysteine-type peptidase activity. Bases 187 to 1617 code for a protein of 476 amino acids. The transcript is spliced from 12 exons. The record is from RefSeq and is a predicted model, not a curated record. Gene Ontology annotation, cellular component: lysosome. Gene Ontology annotation, biological process: proteolysis.
ACACAGACUGAGAGACAGAGAGCCAGAGAGAGAGAGAGAGAGAGAGAGAGAGAGAGAGAGAGAGAGAGAGAGAGUCAAUAACCAGCACCGGUGUCUAUCUCAGUACCAAAGACGCGCUCUGUGUUUCACCACUGGAUUAUAUACACGGAGAAGGGAAACUCUCAGACGGUUUACUCAAGGUGAGCAAUGAAGUUCCUACUGAUGACGUUGGCCCUAGGGCUCCUCCUGCUGGCGGAGGCUGGAAUGGCGAGGCGGGCUUCGCGGACGAGGAGAGACCUGAACAGCCCCCUGCACAGGGGCGGGAUUCGAGACCCGUUUGGGUCGUACUGCGAGCGGAGAGGGGGCUGUUGUCCGGGGCGGGAUGACCAGUGCACUGUCCCGUACCUGGACACCAUAUGCUACUGCGACCUGUUCUGCAACCGCACCAUCUCCGACUGCUGUCCCGACUUCUGGGGGCACUGUCUGGGUGUCCCACCUCCCCUCAUUGGGGCUUGUGAGAGGAAUGGACAUAGGUUCCACUCAGGAGCAACAUACAAAGAAAACUGCAAUUUAUGCACGUGUGGUGCAGCAGGACGUUGGGAAUGUGAGCAGCUUGCCUGCCUGAUAGAUAAUGACAUGAUCCAGGAGGUCAACAGGGGAAACUACGGCUGGCGGGCAGGGAACUACAGCCAGUUUUGGGGUAUGAGCCUGGAUGAGGGCCUGCGUUACCGUCUGGGGACCCAGCGGCCAUCUCGGACUGUGAUGAGCAUGAACGAAAUCCAGAUGAAUAUGGACAGUGCGGACCACCUGCCUCCUUACUUCAAUGCAGCUGAGAAGUGGCCUGGAAAGAUUCAUGAGCCCCUAGAUCAGGGAAAUUGUGCAGCAUCCUGGGCGUUCUCUACUGCAGCCGUUGCAUCAGACCGCAUUUCCAUCCAAUCCAUGGGUCACAUGACCCCUCAGCUGUCUCCCCAGAACCUUAUUUCCUGUGACACACGUAACCAAGGGGGCUGUGCUGGGGGACGGAUAGACGGGGCCUGGUGGUACCUGCGUCGCAGAGGGGUGGUGACAGAGGAGUGCUACCCCUUCUCCCCACCCCAGCAGACCCCGCCCGAGGUGGGUCGGUGCAUGAUGCAGAGCCGCUCCGUGGGUCGGGGGAAGAGGCAGGCCACAGCUCACUGCCCCAACACCCACAGCUACCACAACGAAAUCUACCAGUCCACCCCACCCUACAGGCUGUCUUCUAAUGAGAAGGAGAUCAUGAAGGAGAUCAUGGAUAACGGCCCUGUGCAAGCUAUCCUGGAAGUCCACGAGGAUUUCUUUGUCUAUCAGAGCGGCAUCUACCGGCACACGGACGCCAGCUUCCACAAGCCCCCGCAGUACCGCAAACACGGCACCCAUUCCGUCAGGAUCACGGGAUGGGGAGAGGAGAGAGACUAUAAUGGUCAAACACGGAAGUACUGGAUCGCCGCCAACUCCUGGGGAAAGAACUGGGGAGAAAAUGGUUACUUUCGCAUCGCCCGCGGGGAGAACGAGUGCGAGAUAGAGGCCUUCGUCAUCGGAGUGUGGGGCAGGGUGACCAUGGAGGACAUGCAGAGCCACCACAAUCAACACCACAAUCACCACCGCAAGCGCAAGUAGAGAUGCCACUUCAGCCUUCCCCACCAACCCUCCUCCUUCUCCAAGGGACCCAUGCACACCGCAAACCUCCGCUUUAAGAUGCCAGAACCUCCGCCAGGCACAUGGGCGCAUCACUAUUGCCCCCCUAACUGGCUUCCGAACUGCAAACACCUCAGGUCUCACUUCCAAAGCUCACACCUCAAAGGCUCCUUGGCUAUAGUUUGGUCUAGAUGGUCUAGUCUGUGUGUGUAUGUUUUCCCACUGUCUGUAUGAUGAUGGACAGCCAAGCUUGAUCUGAACUGGUUUCUUCUUCGGCUGAGAUAAGCGGAUCUCUCGCCCUCCUGCUUUUCAUUCCUUGUUUUGACUAGAAUUCUCAGAGACCAACUCCCAGCAGACAGGCUGGGGGCAGAAAACCCAGCAGGUGCCUUAUGUAGGGGGUGCCAGUGAGCCUCAUUCCUUUGGAACUGUUAGAGAGGAACUAACACUUGUUCUACUAUUCUGUUUUUUUUUACCACUUGAGGACCUAACACUCACUCAGUUCCUAUUGCUAAGUGACUCACUUCCUCUCCCCGUUUGUAGCAUUAGUGCACAAUCGAUGAUGUAAUGAAGCACAGCGCUCCACACAUUCAAACAGAAGGGCUGAACCAUAGGCUGUAAGAAGGUGGAGGGAGUGCGGGUGGGGUAGGUAUGGGUAUGGACUUCAGGCCAAUGGUAAACAAAAGAAAACCCUACUUUACUUUCAAAGAUUGUGGUAGCUAUAUGUCAGGCCUGCACAGCCUCCUUAGCAUGAUUCUGCUUAAUAGGUAGGGUUUGCAAAACUUUAAAGUAGUGCUGUUCUGACUUAUAUUGCCUUUUAUGUAUCUGAAAGUUACAUAUCAGAAGUGCAGAGAUUGACAGGGCAGCGCAACCUCAGUGUUGUGAAGUUAUAUCCCAUAUUUCCUUGGGCAGCCUCUACCAAAUAAUGAAAAACAAAAUGACCAAGUUUGUGCAUUUUGCCAUUUGAGAAGAUUCAAUUGCCCUUCAAUGCAUCCUAUUCAGUAGCCCCACUCUGGAAAUCCUCAGUAAUGUAAACACAGAACAGAAAGCAUCUGUUUCUGCAGAAUCACUGGGGCAGGUGGGAAUAUCCAAAGCCUUGAUCCUUGAGAACCUUGAUUCCCCUCACAUUAUUUGUGUGUGGGGGAAAAAAAACCCAAAACGUUUUGGAAAAUGCAAACAAAUCUUAUAUUUGUUAUCAUUUUUGGUUUCAGUUCUGUUGCUUUUCAUGAGCAGAUUUCCCCCCCUGUAAAUCAUACACAGAGGGGUACUGUGUAUGAAAUGCUUUUUGUUGUUUUUUUAAACAUACAUAAUUUACAUUGAGUUUUACAUUGAGAUAUUAAAGAAUUAUAUAUUAUAUAGAAAAUCAUCACCUUAACAAUCUGUUUAUAGAUUAAAUGACAGGUGUGUCAAACCACAACAUUCAGCCUUUCCAGUUAAAGGGCUGAGCAGUUUUGUAUUAUAGUCUUAAUCUAUUUUAUUCUAUGUUUUGUCUGUUGGUGUUGUUCUUGUUGCUGUUAUUGCUAUUAUUUGAUUAACUACUGUAAGAGGCUCGCAGUUUUGCUCGAUAAGAAACCGCAUCAGCCCCUCCCACCUUUCCUUCCUGCUCAACAGCUUUGAAGGUGCUUAUAUUUUGUGAACAGAAGAAAUCAAAGCGUCAGGGUUUGAGGGAGGGGGUGUGGGUGGGGCUGUUUCUGCCAAAGUCUGUUUGGUGUGGCCUCAUUGUAAAUUAAUUCAACCCAUUCUCCAAUGUAUUGCCCCUCAGUACACCAAAGUGCUACAAUUGAAAAGCAAUUGAAAUGUAUGUAAGCACCAAUGACUGACUGUUUCAAAACCAAAAAUAACUCAAGGAAUCAUUGUGAGAUUGGGUUGGCCAUUGAUUUACUUGGGGCUAGGGACCAAUGUGAUCCGGUGCACUUUGAGUUUCCACAUUCGAGUCACUGGAUGGGACUGAGGCUUGUGAAUGUCUUUAUGUAUUGAAUUUACUUUUUAUUUCAGAGAUGUGUUUUAAAAGACAAUUCCCCAUAUGAAUGAAUAUGUGCCCAUAACCCUGCUCAUGUUUUAGAUCAUGGCUUUUCACUGUUGUGCUGCUGGUAGAGGCUUCUUCCCCAAUAAUCCAUUCAGACAGUUUAAUUACACAGUUUAGCUUUGAGUGGCUUCACGUGCACCCCUUGGUGUAGCUUUUGGUGGCCUAUAAUACCUGCUCUCCUACCUAACAUGCACGCAAAGCUCGCUGAACCUUUCAGAGAUGCUGAAGUGACUCGAGAAUAGUAUGUCCUCUCCACGGUUCAUCGAAGGUGCGCUUCCACUCACCAGCGCCCACGAGCGAAGGGCAGCGUCAUGGCUUCCUGUCUCGCUGGCUUCCGUAAGCGGCACCAUCCAGGCGCUCAAACAAACGCGAAAUGCGCUGGGCCGAGUCGAGGCGGAGAGAGAGAACCGGAUCUCACGCCGCAUCCAAGCAGAUAUAACUUUGUUUUUCCCGUUCAAAUGAAGCGAAGAGAGACGAAGGCGAUCAAAGCCAAGAGGGCCUGGCAAGAGAUGCACUCUGGGUAAAUGAGGCGUGACCGGGGAGAGCGGAGGGGGAAAUGAGACACUGGGGUCUGACCGCCCCCCUCCGAGCAUAACCACAGCUGUUUGCUUUUUAGGGAUGGAGGGUGGUGAAAAAGUACAAACAAAACAAUUACACCUGCUUAGCCAUGAUGAAGUCAUCUUUUUGUGUGGUCACCCACAUCAGCAAUAAACACUUUCUGUCAUCAGUGGUCACAUGCCUCUCAUUUGAUAGAUUUUGUAAAAGUCACCUGCAAGAUCGCAAUAGAUCAUAUUGGCACAUAACAGGCAUAUUGCUGAUGUAUGUACUAUCUGUUACCAGCCUUUUUAAACAGUCAACUUCUUUGUAUUCUUAUGUAGCCAACAUUAUAAAUUAAUCACACAUUGACAAAUUCUAAAAGUAUUGAGUGCAUUUCAAAGGCUUCAGUAACAAGAAGGGCAUUUUUAUUUGAUUUACCUAUGAAUACACAACUCAAAGAAAGUAGUUAAUAGCAAGAAUAGUGGUUCCUGCUGGAAUCAAAAUGUUUUAUGUUCAGUAAGUUUCUGGGAACAAUUGUCGGUUGAGCUGCAUUUUCUAGGAAUUCCAUGUCAACAUUGAUAGUGAGCAUAUGGAGAUUACCCAUUUUUAUUUAUUUUUAUAUGUUUAAUGACCAUUAUAAGCUACGAUCAAUGUUAUUGAAGCUUAAAGCUGGUGCUCACUAGCACUAAACCAAUCCAAGUUAAUUCAGUGUAAGAAAACAAUAUUUAAAUUUGGUGAGCUUGGGUCCUAUCCAGAAAUGCCAUGAGCCCAUUAGAUUUAAUUCUGGAUAAGUUGUUGGGCCCAUUUUCUCAUCUAGUCAUCCAGACAGCUGUUUCCUUGUAUGGAUAAACUGGGAAUAGUUGACUUGGACCAAUGGAGUGUGUUUAACAACCUGGAUCCGAGUCAUGCAUGGAGAAUUGGGUUGAACUUGACAGAACCUUGGAAAAUGCGGCAUCCUGUGUGCUCCUGAAAAUUCGCAUUUAGCUGACUUGCAAUGCUGUGGGUUCAUUACUGCCAACCCUCGUUAGGUAGACCCAAUGUCAUUUACAUAGUACAGGAACAAUACAUCCUAGUCAUGGUCCUGGAAAAUUACUGGUUAUUUAACAAAUGCUUUUUUGAAUUAUGUAUGAUGGAACUGUUAAUUGAAAAGUUAUUUGUAUCAGUCCUGUGUAAAAUAAACAUGCCGGGAGUUAAAAUGUUGAUUAAAUGCUGUUCAAAUGAUACCUAGAGUCAAGGGUUUUAAUUUAACAUUUGUUAGUUACUGUAGUUCCACCAGUUAGCUCUCACAAAUGAAUGGUAAAGCCAGAAUGUUCAUUUAAUUGCUAGUAGGGUUCAUUUCAAUUGAACACCAAUUUGUGUGACACAUCUAAACAGAUAUAUGUUAUUAUAUAAAUUUACCCAUAUCAUUCCAUCAGCACUAACACCUACAGUACUCCACAACACCUUUCUUACAUUGAGGACUAACAGGAGAUACCUGACAGGUGUGAUGCAGAUGAACACAUCAAUAUGAAUGCAUGACUAAAGAUCCAGUAGAAAGAGUACCCCUACAAUCAAGAUUGAGUAACAUGUUGUUAGGGGACACAUUGAGCCUCACCAUGUCUGCUGGGGGUGGGCUGCAUUGCCCUGGCAAUGAAGAUACCAAUCACCCAUUGGUUGAUUUCUCACACUCAUUGGUGCAGCUGUCUUAUGACACAAGCGUAAAUGCACAGAAACACCUUCAAAGCUUUUGUUGGUGGGAUUCCACCAUUAAACCGACAUUUAGUUGUUAGCUUAAGACUUGGAAGAGCUGUAUAAAAUAGUCAUGUUCCCUCUUUUCAUGCCAUAUGUAUUGCCGUGUAUUAUAUUGUGUACAUUGAAUGCAAAACCACAGCAGUGUUCUUCCAUGUCUCACAAUAAAAAUAUGAUUUUAAACAA